This is a messenger RNA of Branchiostoma belcheri (Belcher's lancelet), 1071 nucleotides long. RefSeq names its product glycine receptor subunit alpha-3-like. The record is from RefSeq and is a predicted model, not a curated record. Gene Ontology annotation, molecular function: chloride channel activity; extracellular ligand-gated monoatomic ion channel activity; neurotransmitter receptor activity. Gene Ontology annotation, biological process: nervous system process; chemical synaptic transmission; signal transduction. NCBI's taxonomy places the organism in Eukaryota, Metazoa, Chordata, Leptocardii, Amphioxiformes, Branchiostomatidae. The transcript has 7 exons. Bases 1 to 981 code for a protein of 326 amino acids. Gene Ontology annotation, cellular component: synapse; neuron projection; membrane.
AUGACUUUUUCCCCACAGGAUUACACAGUGGGGAUCUACCUGCGACAGUUCUGGCAGGACCCACGGCUGGUGUUUGAAGGACUGAACAAAACCAUCAGCCUGGACUCAAACAUCCGGCCCAAGAUCUGGGUACCGGACCUGUUCUUCGUCAACGAGAAGGACGGCAAGAUGCACGCCAUCACCACAGCCAACAAGUACAUACGGAUCCACCCUAACGGCACCGUUCUAUAUAGCAUGCGACUGUCUCUGAAGCUGUCCUGCUACAUGCAUCUGCGCAGCUUUCCCGCUGACAAGCAGUACUGUAAGAUGCAGAUAGAAAGUUACAGCUACACGACCCAGGACAUGGUGCUGGGCUGGAGCACCAACCGGGCGCCGCUGGAGAUCUCCCGGGAGGUCCACCUGCCGGACUUCGACCUCAGCAUCGCCGACGUCAAAAGUUGUACAGCAGGGUACUCCACAGGAGAUUUCCCGUGCAUCAAGGCUGACUUCUUAUUGGAGCGCAGAAUCGGCUACUUCCUCAUCCAGAUCUACCUUCCCAGCAUCCUUAUCGUCAUCAUCUCCUGGGUGUCGUUCUGGAUCCACAGCGAGUCUGCGCCUGCGCGAGUAGCCCUGGCCAUCACGACCGUCCUGACCCUCACCACACACAGCGCCACUACUACUCGGGCCGCCAUGCCCAGGGUUUCCUACAUAACGGAUAUGGACAUCUGGAUGGCAGCGUGCCAGACCUUUGUGUUCGCCGCCUUGCUGGAGUACGCCAUUGUCAACCACAUCUCCCGCCAGGACAAACGUCUAAUGAAGAAGCUUCGUCACAAAAAGAGAAAUGACCCCUGCAGUGGUGACGGCGGGUUAAGACUAGAGGCGAAGAGACUGGCAAUACGACGCUCCCACGCGGUGGAUCGCGCUUCUCGAGUUGUCUUCCCGCUGGCCUUCCUCAUAUUCAACCUCUUCUACUGGCUGUACCUUUACCGGAUCCUACAGUAAAGUAAUGAAACAGUGUACAAAAUAGUUUUUUGAACCAGGUUGCCCAGUGCCUACGGCAAGAAUUAUGUUGCCCAUCAGAAUUUGAGGUUG